Messenger RNA from Malurus melanocephalus (red-backed fairy wren), 939 nucleotides. It is a transcript of the gene PDZK1IP1, whose product is annotated as PDZK1 interacting protein 1. The coding region runs from base 88 to 435 and encodes 115 amino acids. The record is from RefSeq and is a predicted model, not a curated record. Lineage: Eukaryota; Metazoa; Chordata; Aves; Passeriformes; Maluridae. The transcript is spliced from 4 exons.
GCAUCGGCCUCCCUCGUUAAGGUGUUUGAUAAUUGACCCGGCGCUCAUUCCUGCGCCAGGGCUCUUCCUCCACAGCCCUCUGCCACCAUGGCUGCCCGCUGCCUGCUGCUCCUGGGACUGCUGCUGCAGCUGGAGCCGGCCCUGUGCCAGGAGGCCCGGGGCAGCCUCCAGCCGUGGUCACAGGGUGUCAUCGCAGUGGUYGUGUUCCUGGUCCUGGUGGCCAUCGCUUUCGUGGUGAACAGGUUCUGGUGCAAGGAUAAAGUGGAAAAUGUCGAGAACGUGGUGAGUGUGGAGGACAAGCCCGAUGCUGUCACGUCCAAUGGCCACGAAGGGAGAUACCUAUCGGCUGCAGCUGAUUUCAGGUCCAAAGAGAACCAGCACGCCUACGAGAACCCCGUGGAGCCCGAGGAGAAGGUGAUCACCACGGCCAUGUAGCAGCUCCCAGCAGCCGCCCUCCUCYUCCUCUCCAUUCGCUUCCCGCUGUGGCGAUGGGCAUUUCCACACAGACCCUCUGCCCUGGCACCCCCGUGUGUGAGGGGCCCUGACCUCUCCACAGCACCACCACCUCCUGAUCUUUUCCUUUCCCACCCGUGGGACACUCUGCUGUCUCCAGGAUCCACAUGGUCCCCAGGAGAGGUCUGGAGGUGCCACCUCUCCUGCCUGGUGGUCACCCCACCUGGUUGGUGAGGUUGAUGUCCCAAGUCCCAGGGGGGUGUUGAGCUGUUCAAGACACAGAGAGGGGAUCCUGCUGGGUGCCUGGGACCUCCCCAGACCCACAGCUGCCCUCCAGGGAGCUGCUGAUGGAAAACGUGCUCUUUUCUCCCCAGUUCACCCUCCUUUUUAUGACCUACACCAUGCAUUUUAAUGUCAUAACAAACCUUCCCCCUGUACAUAUCUUCCCAGUGAGCAAUAAAGAGAAUUGUUGCCUAUGACAGCAAA